AAUCCAGUCCUUGAAUUUGUAAUGAACAACAAUAACAUUAAAAACCAACGUCUUCAAUAUGAAUCGGAGCUAUUCAGGUCACCCCGCGAUGCGAUAGCGAUACCCCGCUGAGAAAUUUUCUGUUCUCAGAAAUUUCCUCCCUUGACUUCCCCGCAGAUUUACAAAAGAUAUCCUCCCAUUAUUCCUCAUCAAUGUUGGUCUCAAGAAAAUUAUGGGUAAUAUCCGAUAAUAUUUCUGGAUCGUUUCAAAAUUGGGAUAUCACUGACCGGAAUGGAUUAUCAAAAGCAUCACUAUUCAGAACUUAGACUUCCAAAGGACAUCCCUAUACACCAUAAGCAACCUGUAAACUUUUUCGGGAGGAAAUCCAAUAGGAAUCCAUUAUUGGCCAUAGAGUAUAAUUUCCAUCCAUGGCCGAUUUCGUCGCUGUCAAGCCUUAUAUUUAAUUUCUAUUUUAAAAUGAAGCAUCUUCAAUGAUUUUAAGUGGGUUUAUAGUGUGGUAGUGAUCGUGUGGCGGCGCGGUCUUGGUGAUACGGUUCCUAGGUCGGUGGCACCAUGUUCAGCGGAACGGUGCGCGUUAAGGUCUGUGAGGCCACUGGUCUCAGGCCGACCGACUUUCAGAAAAGGCACAACAUGACCUUCGGGAAACCAGACGACCAGCCGAUAGAUCCGUACGUCUCGAUCGACGCCGACGAGCACCAUAUCGCGCGCUCGACCACCAAACCCAAAACUUUCGACCCCGUAUGGAAUGAACACUUCACCCAGGAUGUGCACAAUGUCACCAAUUUGGGCAUCACCGUGUUCCAUGAUGCUGCCAUACCUCCAGACGAUUUUGUUGCCAACUGUAUGAUCCCCUUUGAGGAUUUAAUGCACAGAGAUAAAGACGCCUCAGACUUCUGGGUGGAUUUAGAACCUCAAGGAAAACUACAUCUAAAAAUAGAUCUGAAAUGGAAUUCUCAAGCAGGGCACGUGGAGGUGAGCCGCGCGGCGACGGGCCGGCGCGAGUUCAAGGAGGGCGCGGGGUUCGCGCGGCGGCGCGGGGCCAUGCGCCGCCGCGUGCAUCAGGUCAACGGACACAAGUUCAUGGCCACCUUCCUCCGCCAGCCCACCUUCUGCAGCCACUGCCGGGAGUUCAUCUGGGGUCUCGGCAAACAAGGAUACCAAUGCCAAGUGUGCACUUGCGUGGUCCACAAGCGGUGCCACUCCUCCGUCGUCACCAAAUGUCCUGGAAUGAAAGAAGAACAACAAAGCGGCGUGGGCGUGUCGGGCGGGCAGCGGUUCAACGUGAACGUGCCGCACCGGUUCGUGGUGCACUCCUACAAGCGCUUCACCUUCUGCGACCACUGCGGCUCGCUGCUCUACGGCCUCAUCAAGCAGGGGCUGCAGUGCGAAGUAUGUUCGAUGAACGUGCACAAGCGAUGCCAGAAGAACGUGGCCAACAACUGCGGCAUCAACACCAAGCAGAUGGCCGAGAUCCUCAACGAGAUGGGCAUCUCCCCGGACAAGAACCCACGGCCCCGGACCUCCAAGUACUCGAACACCGCGAUGCUGGAGGGUGCUUCGGAGCUGGCGUCGUCCGCUGACUGCGACUCCAAGGACCCCGCCGACAAGGGCGACGACAAAGGUCACAUCCGUACGCACUGGGACGACCUCGCCGAUAUAUUCGCCUGCCAAGACUACACAGGCGAGGCGACGUGUGGGUCGUCGCGACACAAGGUCAGCCUGGACGACUUCCACUUCAUCAAGGUGCUCGGCAAGGGCUCCUUCGGGAAGGUCAUGCUGGCUGAGAAGAAGGGCACGGAGGAGGUGUACGCAGUGAAAGUCCUGAAGAAGGAUGCCAUAAUCCAAGACGACGACGUGGAGUGCACCCUAACUGAGCGUCGCGUGCUGGCGCUGGCGGCGCGGCACCCCUUCCUCACCGCGCUGCACUCCGCCUUCCAGACCAGGGACCGGCUGUUCUUCGUCAUGGAGUACGUGGACGGCGGCGACCUCAUGUUUCAAAUACAGAGGGCGAGGAAGUUCGACGAGCCGAGAGCUAGAUUCUACGCGGCGGAGGUGACGCUGGCGCUGCAGUUCCUGCACGAGCACGGCGUGAUCUACCGCGACCUGAAGCUGGACAACAUCCUGCUGGACAGCGAGGGCCACUGCAAGCUGGCCGACUUCGGCAUGUGCAAGGAGGGCAUACUGGAUGGCGCCACUACAACCACGUUCUGCGGAACACCGGAUUAUAUUGCCCCUGAGAUCCUGCAAGAGCUGGAGUACGGCCCGUCGGUGGACUGGUGGGCGCUGGGCGUGCUGCUGUACGAGAUGCUGGCGGGACAGCCGCCCUUCGAGGCUGACAACGAGGACGAUCUGUUCGAGAGCAUCCUGCACGACGACGUGCUGUAUCCGGUGUGGCUCUCGCGCGACAGCGUCUCCAUACUCAAGGGGUUCAUGACGAAGAACCCCGUGCGGCGGCUGGGCGUGUGCGGCGGCGCGGGCGGCAUCCGCGCGCACUCCUUCUUCAAGGAGGUGGACUGGGACGCGCUCGCCAGCAGGAAGCUGCGCCCGCCCUUCAGACCUAAAGUGAAGAGCAAGCGCGAGGCCGCCAACUUCGACGCGGAGUUCACGAAGGAGGAGCCCGUGCUGACGCCCGUGCCCAACGACGUCAUCCGCACCAUCAACCAGGAGGAGUUCAACGGCUUCUCGUUCGUAAAUCCCGACUUCAACCCGCUGCCCGCCAGCCAGCCCUGAAUUCGCCCGCACACCGUCACUACAUCACUCUAGUGCAUAUUUUAGGGCCGAAUGUUACUUCAUUAUCUCUAAAGAACAAUUUGUAAUCUACGUUUGAGAGUAUUGUUUGCUAAAGAGGGAUCUCGUAUGUUCCCUUUCUAGUCGAAGGAUAUUUAUGUCCUUAAUAUAGGACUUAAGGUUUUGCGUCACUACUUCCUAGGGACGGACGUCUACCGCUCCUGUCUCUGGUUAAGUCUGACAAAUUUACCUUUAGUCAUAAGUUAUUACGUGUAUAAAAUACGUAUCGCUAGGAAGGAAUAUACGAACAGUGUUCCUUUUUAAGAUUACCCGUCAAGCGACUUGGGCCUCCGCGGGGUAGUGCGUUAAUGCCCACGUUAGGGCUUCGGACGCGGGACGGGUACACUAUCAAACUCAUCUACUUAUCAGGUGAUACGAUAGUUCCAAAUUGACGUUUAUAGAAGUAAAACGUUCCGCAUUCAUCAUGUAGCUAAUCCAGUAUAAUUAACAUAAGAGUUUGGUCGCUACUGGCGACGAAACGUACCUUUUUGGGAUAGAUUUAAGUGGCAAAUAGUCAUAUUUCUAAACAGAGAUGAUGAUGUCGACGUGUAUUUGACAGUUUUAUUGAACUUAAUUUAAAACUGUAUAGCAAGGACUAAUAAGAACUUUGCCUACAGCACAACUGCUGUACUUGAGAUCGAUUUCAGAUAAUAUAUCUUAUAUUACUAGUACUAAGCUGUACUAAAUUAAAAUGAAUGGACCCUUCGGUUACCUAACCCGAAGUAGUCCGAUUUAAAAUUACAUUGUAUUUUAAAAUAUAUAAUUUAUAGAUAAACUUCAAUUGGUAACAAUUUGAUUUUAAAUUUGCCAAGCUGAAAUUGUCAAGUACAUAUUUUACGGGUAAAGUGCUUAUUGUCUUCAAGUGUAGUGCCACUGUUGAAGUGGUAAUCUGCGGAAACUAUCACAAAUCCCGGCCAAACGAUGGAGCAUAAACAAGAUUGUUUUCUUAUGAUAUUCUGUCCAAUCACUAGCCAGAUUAUGAUGUAUUUGGCUGAUCUGUGCAAUAGAUUAGUUGCCAUAGUAGUGCGUGUUUUGGAUAUCGUCGUCCAAGAGUUAUACGCCAUGUUCUUCUCGAACAAAACAGCUCUUGUUUGUAGGCUUUUCGGCGUUAAUAACUCUAAAAAGUUAUAAAAAAUCGCGCGAUGAAUAUUUUCUUCAUCGAGAUUAUAUUAUUCGGAAAGUUUAGAGCAAUUAUUGAUUGUUGUAAAUAUUGAGAAUUUUAAUGCUCGGGUGAAAAGUCGGCGCGGCGCCGCAGUCGGCGCACCCGCCGCAGCUGAUGGCUCAUAAAUAUGUCUGUUCUGUUGCGUAAUUAUAAAAAAAAAUAUGUCUCAAUCUUACAUGAGGGCUCACAUGUCAGAGACGGACGUCAAAAUAGUCGUAGGUUUAAGUGGAAAUUCGUGUUUACGCGAGUUUUUCUUAGAUAUAAGUUGCACAGAGAGACAAUGGCUGAUGGGCCAUCGGCUAAGUUCGGGUGCGCUCGGCUGCGCUCGCGCGCUCGGAAUCAAAAACCCCAUUCGCGUUAGUGGCGUGCCGUGUGUGUGCGUGCGUGUGCGUGCGUGUGUGUGCGUGUGUGUGCGUGUGUGUGCGUGUGUGUGCGUGUGUGUGCUGCGGGGAGGGACGCACCAAUACACUGGCUAUAGAGUGCCAAUAGAGGAUAUAAACUUGGAUUACAUAGACAAACGUUUAGAUAGAUACCGUAUUUUGGCUAUGAGAUAUUUCUAUCGAUCAUUACUAAAACUAUUAAUUGUUACAAAAUUAUUUGAAAUAUCAAUGGCCUAAAUGUUUGUGUGAAAAUUUCGAGAUUGUAUCAAAAAUCGAGCACGGCGAGUGUUGCGUGCUCGAAUUUUGUUUGAGACAGGUUUGAUUGGUAACAAUGCUAAAAGUUAGAGACUAAUCGUUUGAGUUUUUUAAACAGUGUAUAUGCAGUAUCUAUAUAGAAGUAUGUCUAUUAACAUAUCUCGUCUCUUUCGCUCGUGCCCAUUAUAUAGUAGGGAUAAGUGGGAUAAAACUUUAUGUUCGCUAUUGUUGCUCUCAUUGUCAGGUUUAUGUAACGAUGCGGCAACAUCGUAAUAAACCUUUAGAAAUAAUAUCGUCUUUUUAUCGCAAACUAAUAAUUGUAAAGGCAAAUUCGGCGUACUCAAUGCUUAAAGUAUUAUUUGACUUUUAGCCUUUAGUUGGAAGAUUUAAAUUUUUUCGGGGCAUUCCGUACAUAUCAAGAAUUGACAAUUAAACAAACAAAAAUACACGGCAAUGCCAUAAUUUUAAAAUUCCAAUUGCAAUGUUGCCGCAUCGUGGCCUCCGUUAAGAUAUGUUCCGUGAAUUUUUAAAUAUAUUCUUCGUGGCACGUCGGCGCGAAGGUUCCUACUCGCUCGCUUCUAGUCCUAUGUUGUGUUGGUCGUAGUACACAAUACUCAAUACAUGGCGACCAUUUUGUGCCCAUAUUAGUAUUCGAUGCGUUACAGGUAAAUUUUGUUAAGAUACGUCGAUCUAUUGACGAUAAAUGUUAUUUUAAAGUACUUCUAGGAUAUGUUGCGUUGGUUUCGAAGAAGCUAUAAUUGGUAAUUUAGAGAAAGGGCCUUCCCAUCGUCCUUUCUCUAAACACCGAUGCCGUGGGUUAAUUUAUUCAGGCGAAAAAAAAAAAUCAUCAAUAUUAUUUUUCAUUGUAAUUUCGUUGGCAUGUCAGUUUUUUACCAAUAGGUAGGUGUUUGUGACGUAAAAAUCCUAGAAGUACUUACGAAAAAAUCAAGUUUUAAAUUUAUUUGUAUUGUAACACUUUUGUGUUGAGAUUACUUGAAAGUAUUUUGUUAAAGUAUUUUUUUUUUUUACUUUUAUUUUUACAAGUACUCAAAGUACAAACUUAAUGCGCCUGUUAUAUCAUUUGAAGGUUGAUAGUUGGAGUGUUGUUGCAAUUAUGAUUUACGAUGCAAGUAUUUUUGUAUCAAUCUCAAUUUUACUAUUUGACCUUGAAAACUGCCUAUUUACAACAUAAUUUAGAGUGAUUAAAAAAAUCAACUAGUCUUUAUUUAAAAAUAUGCGAGCAUAAAACAAUUUUCAGUUACAUCCUUUACGCUUUACAAAUAUAUAGCGAGCUUUUAAGCAUAGUCUAUUUUUAAUACAAAUAUAUAUCUUGAGAAAAAGAGACAGAUAUAUAAUUUUAUUUCGACGAGGCAGUUUUCAAGCCAAGUGGUAUUUUACACAUGAAUCUGUUACCGUUCACUCUCGUAUUUAAUGUGCAGAGUGGCGGUUUUCUGAUCUGUCUAGUAUUAUAUUUAGUUGUAGGAUAACCGAAACCAAAGUUAAGUUUACGUUUAAGUUUAACGGAACAUAGAUAAGUAAUUUAUUUGUAGUGGGAUGUUUUAACAUACGCUCUGCGGCGAGCGAACUUGACCAAAUGAGAUUUUGACAGAUACUUGGAUAAGAUCAUUGACAUACAGCAUAUCCGUUCGUUCUCGCUCCAGAUUGAGAAGCGCGAUAUGCGAAAGUCCUUUUAAAACUAAUCGUUCAGCCGUCACACGGAAUAACUCGAAAACUAAUAUUAGGCAAUGGGCUUUCACCACCAGCCAGCGAAUUCGCAGAGAAAGGUUAGUUUUUAAACAAAAUUAUGACGUUUGUGAAACUAACUUAUCACAACACCUGACGGCUGAUUCGGCUCCCAUUUCCAGAAUGUUAAAGUGAAGGGUUUUUAAUUAAUAGUGUUUUUAUUGGUGAAGUUAGUUCGUCGCAGAGCAGAGUUUGUGCAGUUUCGCCUGAUGGUCGAGUCGGCGCAGCGAUCGAAGCACAAAUGUAAUGCUUUAUGUAGUUGUUAGUGUAUAAUAAUAUAAAUAUAAAUCGUAAAUCUCUGUACGUGUUCCCGUAUUGACAUGUUAAUGUAAUUAUCAUAUUUUUAAUCUAAUAAUUUAUUUUUCUAUUGUUUUUUUUUCGUUUCGAGUGAACUAACAUUUUGUUAGCUGUUCAAUUGAGGUGUAAAUAGCAUAUAAUGACUUGUAUCUGCCUGUUUUGAUAGCAAUUUGUGAAUGAAUAUCUGUCCAAAACAAAUUGGUAGGAACAUUUUUUCUAGUCUGUUUGCAAAAAGGUUCAUUCUACUGUGACCUGACCAACGAUAGAUAUUAGUGUUUUAGAAGCUGUUGACGCAAAACAAAAACUCUUUCUGUUAUGGCUCUCGGCUGAGAUUGUAACAUAAUAUAUGUUUUAUUUUACGCUUUAUACCCUAGUAUUUGUUGUUUAUUUGGCGAGAUGUACAAAAAGCACUAACAUAACAAGAUCGAGACAGGUUUGUGAUUUAUUGGCUGAACAAAACUAUUUUUAAAUAUUUUAUUUUUAAUAUAAGAUGUUAAACUAUCACGGGCAGUACAAAAGAUUUUAUUGAGUAAAUUUUGCUAUACCUUAACUGUACUUUUAGUGUACUGUGAAAUGUGUAUCGGACUAAUCACCAAGAAUGAUGUGGUUAGUCCGUCAAGUUACGAUGUUUAUUCUAGAGAAGUGUAUCGGCCGGGAGCAUAUCGGAAUAAGUGCCACGUGCUCAGCGUUUAUUCCGGUUUAUACAAUGCGUAGACUGAGACAGCUAUAGAUCCCUUAAUAUCUUCAAUUUCGCUCAUACAAGGGAGAUCUGUUUUAGAAAUACAUAAGAAGAAUUGAGACAUCUCGCGCCAUCCGCAUCAGACUGGGUCCGGCCGGGAAGUUAUAAUUAAUAUUUAGAUCUAAUUUGAUUACUCAUCCGUCGUCUGUAUAGUUUUCUUGGUCUCUGAUAAAAUUUGACUCGUGUAAAAUUGAAUAUCUAUUGACAUCUCAUUUGACAGUUUACGUUUGACAGAGAUUCUCACGACAUUUAGUUGUUGUCCGUGAUAAUGUCUGCUUUAUUACGAGUAUAUAUAUCAUAUGUUAUGGCCGCGGGGAACUAAUACGUUUCACGGCCCGCGAGGCGCUUUACGUGUUUUUGCGUUUAGGGACCGAGGUAUAGCUACAUAUAUAUAGUAUAUUUCAGUUGAAAUUUAAUUCAUUAACAAACAAACUAAGGGACAGUAAGCAAGCAAGGCUUUAUAUAUAUAUAUAUAUUUAAUUGUUUAAAUUAAGCAAGGUUUUUUAUAUAUCAAUUUAUUAAAUAUAAAUUGGCAAAAUUACUUAAGAAACAAUUUGAUCGUCCUGAUAGAACCGUGAACGAGGAAGGGACGAAUCCAAGAAGUGCUAGUUCAAUGUCACCAUAGACAGCCAGCUUGUAGAAUGAGAAUGGAGAUGGCGACUCGGAGUGGGGGAGCCUGGGCUCCGACGUUUUGUUAUUUAUAUAUAUGCCUAUAAUUUAAGUUAUUUACACGUUAUUUUUGUUUUAAAAAGUUUAAUAUACUGGCAACAUUCACAGAACUCGACCAACACUUUUUAAUCUGUCCUCUUUAGUAUGUUCUACUCUCUGGUUACAAAAAAUAAAAUAAUAAAUAUGUAGCUACACAAGCGGUCCCAAUGUCGGUUUGUACGCAUCGUAUUCUGAACAUUUCUCUGUUAGUAGUGUAAGUUAAUGUGCUGAUUAAUUUUUCGAUGUGGAUCAUACUAAUACAAAAUUAUAGAUUAGAUUAGAGUAGGUCGAAGCGCCUGGUUUAUUUCGAAGUCAUAGUUGUGUGUCACAUCGUGUUAUGUUCACGCAGGUGUGCGUUGUAUGUAUGUGCGGUUGUGUCGUGGUUAUAUUGCUCUUGUGAUAUAGCGACGAGAUGAUAAUCACUCGUUGAGGAUUCAGCUGAGAAAAUACGUGCAAAUGACAAAUAGGUUUGAAUUUUAUUGUUUUGUUUGUCAAAAGACAGUCCUACUGCGAAUCAUUGGCGCAAUAGGCUGAGGGAAUCAUCAGUUUUUACUAUAUUAACGAUAUUUGGCAUUACUUUAGACUUUAAUUUUACACGCCAAAAAUAUUAUAAUGAUUAGCCAUUGUAAUGAAAUAGACUUAAUAUUUUAUUAAAAUUUCUUUGUGUUCUUACUUUUGUAACGUUAAAUUUUAUUCAGUCUGAAAGCUGUUUCUAGGCUGAAAUCUCGACGAGAUUCUAGCUAAAUUGUGAUGUUCGUUUAUUUAACAAAUUAUAAUAUAUUCCAGUCACAGCACAGCCGACCUCUCGGGUUUUUGAUGAAGUUUUCAUUUUUUGAAAUUUUACACUAUUCUGUUUCUUAUUAUUAUUAUUAUAAAUUGUAAUGAAAUAUUAAAUAGAUGUUAUGACGUAGUACAAUUUUAACUGUAGGUGGCGUGGCGGUUGCUGUGUGUGUACAAACACAAGGUAGAGCUCACCUGCGCAUAGUUUUAUGAGACGCUAUUUUGAAUUGUAUUAUAUUGAUAUACGGGUGGCAGCGCCAUUGUUUUACACAACAUCACUCCUGUCAUUUUCAUUGUUGAUUGUGUGAUUCUGCUCGGCGACUUAUAUUCUAAAAUAUUUUAAUAUCUUUGUUAAUUUUCGAUGAAUUUCAGAUUGAUUUUUAGCCUUGCACUAGUUUAAAAAUAAUUUUUAUGCUUCGCGCAUUUCUCUGCAAAGCCAAUAAAUAGCAAAGAAACUUCCUAAAUAUAGAAAUGGUGUUAAAACAUACGUAAAAAUGUUAAGAACUAUGGACACGAACAAUUUCGCUUCAAAUUUAGUUAUAUUGGGAAAUGCGCGACAAUUGAACGUCAUAGCACACUUAUAAGGCAAGAUGUCGUUCCAAAAGUGAACUCUGAGGCGUCCUCUGAAGACAUACUUUGCAUUGACAACAAGAUAGCUGGCUGCUCGUUGUCAGCUCUCGUCUUGUCAAUGUAAAGUAUGUCUACAGCAGGCGUAUUAAAGUUCUCUUUAAAGUGAACGUCAUCUUGCCGGGUGGGAGCGGUGCGGUAGAAGUGUGCUAUGACGUUCAGGUGCAAUAGUUUGAGUGGUGGUGCUUCUGUAUCAGUUGUACGUCUGUCACCGACUGUGCCAAAUAUCCUCCACGGUGGCGGUGGCCGGCCCGAAAUUCGAUAUUAUUUAAUUAUUUAAAUUUUACACGAUUUGAACACUAAAUGUUUAAAUUUAGAUAAAAUUAAACGAGAUGUUACUUCACAUUGCUUAUCCUUUUGGUGCUAAAUUUGCAAUUUAUUCUAUAUUUAUUCAAAAAAUAUAACAGUACGAAUACGCUUUUAGUAUAGAAUGAAUUUGCUUUGGACCGGCCACCGAUCACUGUUUAUACAUAGCUUGUAUACAUAGCAUAGUGCGACAGCAUACUGCGCUCCUACACUAUGUGCUGUACGCAUCACGAACAAAAAAAAAAACAAUUAAACUCGACACUAGACUUCAAAAUGUGACGAGAAAGACUCUGUAUCAUAGAUGAGUUUACUCCCAGUGUUUUUCCAAAAAAUCGGGCGCAAACCCAAUUGGGGCGAUGGGUUUCGGAAGAAACUGGCAAAAUACUGGACAGAAACCCGUCUCUGCUCGGUUGUUAUCCGACAUUAACACGAGUCCAACGCGAAGUGAUGCGUGCAGCGCCUCACACAUAUAAUUGCAAGUUUCACUACGUCAAUCGUACGGUAAGAUAUGCUUAUAGUCGGCGACUGGGGUUUAUACGAACAGACCAAAGUGACAAUUGUAUUUUUCAUUUUGAUGUGGAGUGAAUAAAGAUAUUUUUAUUUUUUAUUUUAUUUUUAAUGAUGGAUACAAGUAAUCAAAUAAUCAGAAAAUGGUGGCAGUAGAGACGUAUACAGUUUACUUUUAUUAUCUUUUUAAUACUUUUUGUCUACGUAUUUUUUUUUUCAUUAAAAUCUUUUUUUAUAUUUAGAAUAUUUAAUUUUUUAUGCAGUUUUUAUAUUCUGUAAAACACUAUAGUCUGAGCGUAUAAACGUUGCUCAGGUUUACCCGAGAUCCGUUACUCACCAUUACAUUAAUAGACAGUAUAAAGUUGAUUGUUCGUAGUAAAAUUAUCAACUAAUGUAAGGUGGACUUAGACGCAACUGAUUGCAGUCGCGCGCGACUGACGUGCUACCUUAGGCUUGUGCGACAAUAUGACAAUUUAUUUAUUACGCACUGAAUACUGAAAUGCUACAAUAGACCAAGACGACGACAACGAACUUAAUGCCGACUCCACAUCCAUUCCAUCGCCCAUUUUGGCAAAUUAUACCAUCGGCCAUCAUUUUGCCAAACUUUGGAGGUUUCGACGUAUAUGCUGGUUUUUCCUUGCGGUAAAAUAAAGCUGACAUACAAACUACACAACGUACUUCAAUUCGCAUCGACAUCAGCCUGAAUUUGCUAUGUCAUGCUGCCCAUAUAGUAUUAUUGUCGCACUAGCCUGCCUAUUCGGUGGUGUGUUUAGUCUUGCGUUGCGAUCAGUCAACGGCUAAGUCGAUGUGUAGCGAGCGCAGUCGCGCGACUAUCGCGUCGCCAGUCGCUCGGUCCAGCAGGAACGAACCAGUUCGAUGCCAUUUAAAAUAAGUUACGCUAGUAACUCGACAUAUCACGCUGAUUUUGUUACUUUAUCUAUAUACUUUAUAAUAGAUUCACUCGAUGGUGCACUAUGAAUGUCCUGUGUCAAACAUAGCGCAUUGUAUUGGGUUCAUUUGCAAAUUUCAUAAGCCUGGGAUAAAGUUUUGUGAAGCGUUUUGUUGGGCGAAAAUACUUUGUGAACCCAAGAUUAUUUUUUGCUUUAAGCUAUUUCAGUUUAUAAACUGAAGUUAUAACCAUUUACACGAUAUCAAUACAGAAGACAACAUUCUACCUUUCAUAAGUAUUUUUUUUAAAACAACAAAUUUGUGACUUCGAGUUGAUUCUUGUAAAUGGUCGUUAAGAAUAAAAAGAGAUGGUUGGCGGUGUGUACGGAUGUAACGGGCUAAUUUGUGGUAUUGUGUGUGUUGACGGAGAAAAUGUGGUUAUACCAACUGAUAUGUACGUAAACUUCCUUCACCUGUCGCAUUUCUUGUGUGCAAUAGGUAUAUUAUGCUAACUGCUCCACUUUGCGACAGACAUUAAAUUAAUUAUUAACACGUUAUUUUGACAGUUGCUAUAAUCACUUUAAUGAAUCUACUUAUUGUGUAUCGCUUUAUUAUGUAAGGAAUUUGUAUGUAUUUAAUUUUUUGUGGAAAUUGCAAAUGAACGGAGCAUGUUAUUUUUUACACAUUUUUAUGGGCUUUUAUAAACAUAAAUAUAUUUUACGCUUCCCAGAGGUGUUUUAGCCAAAGAGUGGUAUUUGUACAAAAUGGCUUUGAGCCUUAUUUUGUUGUUUAUUAGUUAAAUAUUGUCUUGCCAGUGGUUAUCCCGUAAUAUGUUGAAUAGGAAGCAUUUUCGAUACAAAUGUUAUGUGUGGUCGACGGCCGCGGUGUGAGGUGGACCUUGCAGCACUUAGUGUAUCGUAGAUGUAAAGUUACCAAUAUAGCAUUUUUGUAUGUGUUAGCAGACUUGUCGAAUUUAAUUCAUCACAAUCUCUUAUUGUUUAACGUAUGCUAGUCAAUCAAAUAAUAAUUUAUUAUACAAGGUACACCUCGCACUGAGCAGUCAUGUGUUUACAUUGUGUUAAUUAAUUGUAGCUAACACAGAGAGUAUGAGAUCUGUUGAGCGGGGUGCGGGAGGAGACCGACGUUCGCGUCUUGUCAGUGCGAGAGUUUGUUAACAACUGACUAGUUUACCGUGCCGCACACUAGAGGGCGACGCUGGCUUACCCCCACCCACGCUUUUGUAUUUGUUGUUUGUUCACUGAUCACUAUUAGGACACAUUUAGAUGAGUAAAUUAAUGCAUAUAAUAUAGUUUUAUGAUGAAAUAAAAUAUGUAUAUGUAAUCCUACAUGUCUAUUAAAUCAAUGAAAAUAGAUUAUAAA
Plodia interpunctella (Indianmeal moth) is the source of this 12559-nucleotide messenger RNA. RefSeq names its product Protein C kinase 98E (gene Pkc98E). The transcript is spliced from 19 exons. Lineage: Eukaryota; Metazoa; Arthropoda; Insecta; Lepidoptera; Pyralidae. Gene Ontology annotation, cellular component: nucleus; cytoplasm. Gene Ontology annotation, molecular function: diacylglycerol-dependent serine/threonine kinase activity; ATP binding. Bases 553 to 2730 code for a protein of 725 amino acids. The record is from RefSeq and is a predicted model, not a curated record. Gene Ontology annotation, biological process: protein phosphorylation.